AUGCAGAUUUUGGUGAUCUUAGCCUCUCUUAUGGGGGUUCUAUUCAGCGUCCAAGCAGCCUCUGCACUACCUGUGGACGACAGAAGUCCGCUCCUUGCAAGCAGGGAGUUAAGUAAAGAGCGUAAAGAGUUGAUAUUGAAGCUGGUUUCUGGAUUGCUGGAUGGGGCACUGGAGACCAACAUGCUGCCCGGAGAGGCGUCCCCUUCUUUGGAUUUGGAGGAGCCACUGGAGUCUCGCUUGGAGGAGAGGGCAGUGUACAAUAGACUAUCACUGCCCCAACGUGACCGCAAAGCUCCAUGUAAAAACUUCUUCUGGAAAACAUUCACGUCCUGCUAA
Knipowitschia caucasica is the source of this 336-nucleotide messenger RNA. The record is from the annotation of a GenBank genome assembly. NCBI's taxonomy places the organism in Eukaryota, Metazoa, Chordata, Actinopteri, Gobiiformes, Gobiidae.